Messenger RNA from Stegastes partitus (bicolor damselfish), 2267 nucleotides. RefSeq names its product membrane frizzled-related protein (gene mfrp). Lineage: Eukaryota; Metazoa; Chordata; Actinopteri; Pomacentridae. Gene Ontology annotation, molecular function: protein binding. The record is from RefSeq and is a predicted model, not a curated record. The transcript has 13 exons. Bases 12 to 1847 code for a protein of 611 amino acids.
GAGGACCAAAAAUGUCCGACCUCAGCCAAGUCGCUGUGUACUCAGACUCUUCAGACAUUUAUAAGAAUGUCUUCUGUAACCCGGCCUUCGAGCUGGAGGGGGAGCGCGAGGAGAGGGUGGAGGGAUUCAGGACAACCUCUUCCACCCCUGAACCAAUCAAACCACCGGCAGCUGGCCUCGGUCGGGGUCUGUUUGGGGUGUGUGUGAUGCGUCUGCGGGGCCCUGACGGAGGCUGGGGGCUGGUGGUGGUCUCUGCUGCCGCCCUGCUCCUGUUAGCAGCGCUCGGACUGGCGCUGGCCCUCAUUCUGACACAGCUAAAGGGUCAGGCCGUGGAGAAUCAGCUGCUGUCCACCAUCCCGCCAGACCUGCAUAGCGCUGGUGAUGGAGCGUCCCACGCUUCACCCACAGUUCCUGCCAACAGAAGCCGAGGGGACAGUACAGCUGCACCACAGCCUGCCAGGAUCCCUCCAUCUGAAACAAGUUGUGGCGGCGUUCUGACGGACCCAGAAGGCAGCUUCAGCUCACCAAACCACCCGGGCUCCUACCCCUCGAACUCGCUGUGUGUGUGGGUGAUCCGGGUCCCUCCUCCCUCCGUGGUCCAGGUUCACGUGUCCUCCUUGAACGUGGAGGGGCCUUCUCCUUGUCUGUUCGACUGGCUGGAGGUGCAGGAACAGGUCGAGCAGAGUUCUGUGGUCACCAGGUUCUGUGGAAACGCAGCACCACCAACAGUCAACACAAACAGCAGCACGGUGUGGGUCACCUUCCGCUCCGACGGCAGCAUCUCAGGCAACGGCUUCACUGCACAGUACAGGGCUGUUCUGCCUGGACACAAGAGCUGCUCCAGGGAAGAGUUCAUGUGUGACAGCGGUCGCUGCCUGCUGCCUGUGUCGGUCUGCGACGGCCAUCCAAACUGCCACGACCAAACAGACGAGGCCAACUGCAGCCACAAAAACAAGGAAUGUGGUGGGCAGAAGAUGGGGCAGAACGGUUACCUGGAAAGUCCAAACCACCCCAGGCCUUAUCCCCACCAGCAGCUGUGCAUAUGGUACAUAUCCGUCGAAGAAGGUCACGUCAUCACACUGAGCUUCAGAAACUUCAGUCUGGAGACUCAGGAUGUGUGUGAGUUUGACUACGUGGAGGUCCACGACAGCAUCAGCACCGGAGCUGGAAGAGUCCUGGGCCGGUUCUGUGGUACCACCUUCCCACCGGACCUGACCUCCUCUGGCCCCCACAUGACCGUGGUGUUUGUGGCCGAUGAGGGAGUGGCCGACAGCGGCUUCAAUGCAACAUACCAGGCUGUGUCUGUACUGGGCAUGGUACUGAUGCCCCCUUGUCCCUUUACCUCCUUAAUGCCUUUUCCUCACCCUUGUUAUAAAUAUUACCUCUUUCUGACAGGAGAGUGCCUUCAGCAGCAGUGGCUGUGCGACGGAUGGAACGACUGCCCUGACGGAGCAGACGAGCACGGAUGUGGCAACUCCACCUACCCUCCUUUCACUUCAUCGUGUGAGUUCAUAGAAGUGGAGAUGUGUCAGGGCCUCAGCUACAACCUCACCUCAUUCCCCAACAUCUGGCUGUCCAUUGCCGACCAGAGAGAAGCUGCAACACUCCUGCGACAGUAUCGGGUUCUGAUGGAGCUGGCAUGCUUCGAGCCUCUCCAGAGGCUGGUGUGCGGGAUGUUUCUCCCCCAGUGCAGCCCUCAGGGAGGCGUUCUCCAGCCCUGCCGCUCAGUCUGCUCCUCGGCUGAGCAGCAGUGCAGCCAAGCCCUGGAUCUGUUCUCCUUCAGCUGGCCCUUCAACUGCCACCUUCUACCUGACUCCCAGGACCCCAUGGAGUGUUCGCUGCCUUGAAGCUUUGAGCAACAAUGAGUUAAAGUUAACACUGUGAUAAUGUGAGAGGUGAUCCUAUCCGGUCUGCUCUCAAACUAUGUUUUUCCAACAAGGACGUACCAGAUUUGCAGCAUGGAGCUUCCAGGACUGUGUUGCAUCAUCACACCUGGAGAGCCGACUAAAGCCAGCAGCUGCACAGCGUCCAAGCAAGAACACAGUCUGUACUGCAUGUGCUCAAUGUUGUGGACCUGCAGCAACCUCUGAGACACAGUUUUAAAGUAGACGUUAAGAAGAUGAAAAGCUUUUGAAUUUUCAUGUAAAAUGAUAGUUUUCGAUCUCCAACAGGAAUCAAAUUGCUGUACUGUAAAUUGCCUUUUUGCACUAUUUAUUGCUUUGGUGUCAAUCAUGUAAAACAACUAACAAUACAGAGAGAAUAACAAA